CGCCUCCUGCCUUUUGCAUAGUCCACCCACCACCACCGCCCACCAUGGGCGCGUUCGACCCCGUCGUCACCUUUGAGAAGGGCACAUACAUCGAGACGGACACUGGGAACAAGGUGUCCCGCAAGGCGACGAUACUCGGCGCGACGAAUAUCGUGUUAGGCGGCAAGAGCAUUAUCCAGACGCGCGCCAUAAUCCGCGGCGACCUCCGGCGCUCCGCGCCCGGCCAACACGUCGUCGUCUCAAUGGGCCGGUACUGCCUCAUCUCGGAGGGCGUCGUCCUCCGCCCGCCAGGCAAGAUCUACAAGGGCGCCUUCACGUUCUACCCCGUCCGCGUGGCCGACUAUGUGCAUAUCGGGCCCGACGCGAUCGUUGAGGCGGCGAGUAUUGGGCAUGGGGUUGAGAUUGGCGCCAGGGCCGUUGUGGGCAAAUUCGUCAUCAUCAAAGACCUCGCCCUCAUCCUCCCCGACGCCGUGCUCCCCGACGGCACAGUCGUCCCCUCCAUGACCAUCUGGGGCGGCAACCCCGCCCGCAUCGUCGGCACCCUGCCAGAGACGUACCAGGAGACGAUUGAAGAAAAGUGCAAGGGCUACUACCAGCGCUUCAGGAGUGUCUAGCAGGCGGCCCAGACGACGCACAACGCAUACCCC
Molecule: messenger RNA, 647 nt
Organism: Vanrija pseudolonga
Lineage: Eukaryota; Fungi; Basidiomycota; Tremellomycetes; Trichosporonales; Trichosporonaceae
Gene: Dctn5
Product: Dynactin subunit 5
Exons: 4
Coding region: 45-614 (189 amino acids)
Cellular component (GO): dynactin complex
Source: RefSeq, a predicted model, not a curated record